This is a messenger RNA of Prunus armeniaca (apricot), 237 nucleotides long. The record is from the annotation of a GenBank genome assembly. Lineage: Eukaryota; Viridiplantae; Streptophyta; Magnoliopsida; Rosales; Rosaceae.
AUGGAUUUCCACAACAAUGGGUCCAAUGAGUGGUUUGGUUUCCGCAUGGAGAUGCUUGGGAGUUUAGUUUUCUGCAUUUCCACUGUAUUCAUGUUCUUGUUGCCAAGCAGUAUAAUAAAGCCAGAGAAUGUUGGUUUAACUCUCUCCUACGGAUUGCCCCUGAAUGGUGUGCUGUUCUGGUAUCGGUUGAGAGGAUACCAGAAGCAGCCGCACGGUUAUAUGAGCUGCUUUGUCUAA